AUGAGCAUAAAAAAAAUAUCAAUACGAAACCUAUUGUCAUACAAAGCAAUCGAUUUAGAGUUAGGAGGCAAUUUAAAUAUAUUUGUGGGUAAGAAUGGCAGUGGAAAGUCUAAUUUUGUGAAUGCAUUGCUAUUUGCAUUAACAGAUAAGUUUGGGAGUUUUGACAGGAAGAUGAUUGAAAAUAAUCUUAUUUCAGAUGAAUAGCUGCCAAUUUAGGUUUCCAUCACUUUAGACAAUGCAAAUUAGAGAUUGCCUUACAGCACUGAGGAAGUGACCAUAAUGAGACAAAUGACUACAAAGGAUGAGUUCUUUUUGAAUGGAAAAGCUGCUACAGUCUCUCAGUUUAGUAAUUUACUGCAAUGUAUUAAUCUCUCCCGCUAAAAUUAUUACAAUAUUGUCAGACAAGGUAAGAUAAGUAAGAUUUCUUAAAUGCGUGAUGUUGAAGUGUUUGAGCUUUUAGAAGAAGUGAGUGGUGUGGCAUUGUAUGAGGAAAAGAAGCAAGAGACAAUGAAUAAUAUAAAGUAAGCUUAAUAAGAGAAAGAGGAGAUAGUUAAAAUUUUGAAUGAGUUGGGUGCUUAAAUUAAAUAGUUGCAUGAUGAGAAGGAGGCCUUUAAUUAAUUGAAGGACAUUUAGAAACAAAUUUAAUUACAUGAAGUUUAGCUUUCACUAAUUUCAGCUAAAAGCUUUUAACAUUAAUUGUUGGAUCUAAACACAGAGCAAAGCAGAUUGCAUAAUCAAUUGCAAAGUCUGAUGUAAUAGUAAUAGGAUUACAGCAAUGCUUAAUUCAAGGCAAAUAAGGAGAUAGAAUUGUUUGAUUAGUUUUUUAAUGAAAAUAAAUAGAAAAUAUAAGAAUUUGAAAAGGAGGAGUAGAAUAUGUUAAAACAAUAUUCAGAUUUAUCCAUUCAAUUGAAUGAAGUUAGGGAAAGAUUACACGCUUUAAAGAGUGUCAACAAAUCAGCUAUUGAAGAGGAGUUCAAAACAACUGAAUAAAAUCUUGACAAGGAAAUGCUGAAAAUCUAAGAAUAACAAGUCAAAGUGGAUAAAUAAAUUCAAUAUUUUUAAAUCCUGUAAACUGAUGAUCCAGUUAAAUGUUUCAAAGAUGAAAUGCAAUCUCUUACAAAACAGCUAGAAGGGUAUCAGAAAGAAUUUAAGAAUGUUGAAUUCAAAGUAUCUCAAAUUAACAAGGAUUUGAAUUAAUUGAAAUAAUAGAAAUAGAAUCAAAUUAAUGUUGGAGAAGUAUAAGGCAACAUCAAAAAAACAGAGGAUAAUCUAUUGCAAUUGAGAAAAAAACUGGAGUCUACUCAACUAGAUAAUAUGGAAUUGUAAAAAACUAAAACACAUUAACAACAGAAGUUAUGUAAACUUUAGAAUGAAUAAGAUAUUGAGUGUAAUCAACUUGAUAAAUAAUUGAGAGAUAUCUUCACUGCAUCUAUUAUUAAAAUUAUGGAGUUCGCUGAAGAAAAAGGGUUGACUGUUUAUGGAGUGUUCGCUUAAUUAAUGAAUGUCAAAUAGAAAAGGUUAUUGCCUCUCAUAGAAACUGCCAGUGGUCCUCGUUUAUUUAGUCUAAUUGUACCAGAUACAUAAACUGCUAAAUAAAUUAUUGAUUUUAAUAAAGACUAAUAAGGAUCAGUCUUGAGAAUAUACCCUCUUGAUUUAAUAGAUGAUAGAGUAACUCAAUUCGAUGCUCCAAAAGAUACUAUCAAUUUGUAAGAUCAAGUCACCUUAAAUGGGGAUUUCGGCAAAAAAAAGUCUUUGAUUGCUAAGGUCAUUGGAAAAUGGAUUGCUGUUAAGGAUUAUCAGACUGCCUUAGACAUUUCAUCAAAGCACGAGAUCAACUGCAUCACUUAGGAUAAUGAAGUAGUCUAUGCAGAUAGUUUCUUAACUAAGGUAGGAGCAACAAGAGUUUAAUAAAGCAAGACUAUUUCAUUACAAAAAAUAUUAGCAAUGCAUUAAGAAAUUAAGAUGUUGACUAAGUAGGAUUAAGAGAUGGAACAAUAGAUGGAAGAGGAUUAAAAUAAAUUAUUAGAAAUUUAAAGAGAAAUACAAAACAGUAAGAAUAACUUAAACAAUUUAAUCUAAUAAUUAUAAUCUUAAGAUACAUCUGCUAUAGAGAAAAAACAAAGAGAACUGGACGCACUUGAAUAACUUGCAAAAUAAUUGGAUAUUCCUAUUUAAGACACAAGUAAUAGGAUCAAGGAUAUUCAAUAAAAAUUAAAAAAUCCAAAACAGAUUAAGAAAGGAUUGACUGAUGAUGAUAUUAAUACCUUAUAGUAGUUGGUAAAAGAGAAAUAACAAUUAUCCUAAUAAAUUACAACUUUGAUGAAUAAGAAGAAUGAAAUUAAGAUGAAAUAGUAAAAGAAGGUUGAUGUAAAUAAGAUUCAAUAAUUGGAGUAAUAAUAAUCUGAACUAAAGUAAUAAACAGACUAAUUGAAUAUGUAAUUAAAAGGAAAGCAGAAGUAUCACUAAGAAAUAAUCGAAGUUUAGAAUGAAAACAAAAAGAAUUUGGCUCAAGCCUUAAAAGAAAGAGAUAAUGCUAAGUUAGAAAAGAGUAAAAUAGAUUUAAAAAUUGAUUCUAUAAAAAAUCAACAGACUGAGUUUGAGAUGCAAGCUCAAUAGUGUGUCAAUUAAUUAGAAACCAUCGAAAAGGAUAAAAGGUUGAUUGAUGCGUUCAGUGAAUUAGAUGAGCAAUAAUCUAAAAACUAAAUCAUUAAGAAGAUUAAAGAACUUAAGACUAAAUUUAACCAUAAAUUUACUCAAAAACAUUAAAGUUUAUUUGAAAAAUUAAAUGAAAUUGAAACAAGAUUCUCAGAUUACUAAUAGAAACUAUAAAAUCUAAAGUAAAUUUAAUAAGAUUUUGAUAAUCUUUGUGAAAUUAUGGACAAGAAGGCAGAAAGUCUAUUAUAGGAUUAAUUGUAUAAAAGAUUUGCUGAAUACUUUAGACAUUACUUUUUAUAAAUUGUAACUACUGGAGAUUGUCAAAUUAAGUUGAUUAAAGGUUUAAGGAAGAACAAUAAGAAAAAUUGGGGAAUCGACAUUAAAGUUUCAUUCAAAAAUAAGGAAGUUUAGAAUUGGACAUCAUUUUCAAGUGGAGAGAAAACAAUAGUUGCCUUUGUCAUUCUAAUAUCCUUGUAAAAAUGCGAUCCAGCUCCAUUUUACAUUUUAGAUGAAUUCGAUGCUGCUCUUGAUGACAAUUACAGAAAUCAAGUAGCUCAAAUUAUCUUGAAUUUGUCAAAAGAAUCUCAAUACAUUAUUAUUACAUUUAGACCUGAACUCAUCAGCUUAACUAGUGAUUUAGUAACAUUUUACAAAGUAUCACAUCAUAAUUAGUAAAGUUCAGUCAUCAAAACAACAUAAUAAGAAGCAAAGAAAAUUCUCAAAGCAUGA
Messenger RNA from Paramecium tetraurelia, 3384 nucleotides. RefSeq lists its product as uncharacterized. NCBI's taxonomy places the organism in Eukaryota, Ciliophora, Oligohymenophorea, Peniculida, Parameciidae. Gene Ontology annotation, molecular function: ATP hydrolysis activity; ATP binding; protein binding. Gene Ontology annotation, cellular component: chromosome. Gene Ontology annotation, biological process: double-strand break repair; mitotic sister chromatid cohesion. The record is from RefSeq and is a predicted model, not a curated record. The transcript has 2 exons.